AUGAAGCGUCAGCAACAGUUACAAAAGUUCCAUCAUCAACAGAAGAGGUCAGGCCUGAGCUUGAGGCCGUCUCGGGCAUUGUGUCUCGGUCUGCUGCUACUGCUGCAGCUCACGGACAAAAGCCGAGCUGCCGCCGCCGGCCAAGGUGGCGGGCCCGGCAACGCCAACAUCAUGAACAACAAUAACAACAACGAGCAUAGCGGCGGCGGUGGCAGUAGCGGCGAGCUCGACGAGUGCGACCCGGACAUGGUCGGCUUCGAGCUCGUCACCGGCUACGUCUACACGUCGCCGAAGAAUCUGAUCGAGUCGAUACCGGGCAGCCUCAUGCUCACCGAGUGCUUAGAGACCUGCCAAGCCAACGACUCCUGCCAGGCGGUCAACUACGAGACCGGACUCUGCGUCCUCUUCAGCAGCAACGCCGACAGCAAUCCAACUGCCCUGUCGCAAUCGCAGUUCCCCGUGUUUACGAUUUACGCGCAGAAGAGCUGUCUGUCGGUGAAGCCGUGCGAGCGCGCCUGGUGCAUCGACAGGGUGCAGGGCCAUCGCCUCGUCGGCCAUACGAAGCGCACGACCAACGCGUCCACGCGCCAGCACUGCCUCGAGACUUGCCUCGGCGAAAGGGACUUCCUCUGUCGAUCGGCCAACUACCACAACGUGUCGAAAUUGUGCGAGCUGUCGGACAUGGACAGGCUGACGGUGGCCGGCUCGAGCAACGCCCUGGAAGUGGCCAAGAACGUGGACUACUUGGAGAACCACUGCGUCGACGAGCCCGUGAAGCUGUGCGAAUUCAAGAAAAUCACCGGGCGCAUCCUCAAGACGGUCGACUCGGUCUAUCAGGACGUAGCGACGGCCGAGGAGUGUCGCGAGCUCUGCCUCAACUCGCCCUUCCGCUGUCACUCGUACGAUUACGGCGACACAGGCGACAUGGUCUGCCGACUUAGUCAUCAUUCCCGUGCUACUCUAUCCGAUAUUACGGAUCCGUACCUCGACGUGCCAGAGGCCUCGACUUACGAGCUGAGCUCGUGCUACAACGUGUCGAUAGACUGCCUGGCCGGCGACAUGGUCGCCCGCAUCCAGACCAGCAAGCUCUUCAACGGCAAGGUCUACGCCAAGGGCUCGCCCAACUCGUGCGUGCAGGACGUCAAGGGCGCCCUCGAGUUCGAGCUGCGCAUGGCCUACGACGAUCUCGAGUGCAACGUCAAGCAGCAGGGCCUCGGGCGCUACCUCAACGACGUGGUCAUCCAGCACCACGACACCAUAGUCACGAGCUCGGAUCUGGGCCUGGCGGUCACCUGCCAGUACGACCUCACCAACAAGACCGUGUCCAACGAGGUGGACCUCGGCGUGCACGGCGACAUCAACCCGGUGCUGACCGAGGAGGUCGUGGUCGACUCGCCCAACGUGGCCAUGAAGAUCACCGACCGCAACGGCCUCGACGCCAUCCCGUCGGCCGAGGUCGGCGACCCGCUCGCCUUGAAGUUCGAGAUCCUCGAUCCGAACAGCCCUUACGAGAUCUUCGUGCGCGAGCUCGUCGCCAUGGACGGAGUCGACUCCAGCGAGAUCGUACUGAUCGACUCGAGGGGAUGCCCCACCGACCAUGUGAUCAUGGGGCCGCUUUACAAGUCAACCGUUUCCGGAAAGAUCCUGCUGUCACACUUUGACGCCUUCAAAUUCCCAAGCUCGGAGGUCGUGCAGUUCCGUGCCCUGGUGACGCCCUGCAUGCCCAGCUGCGAGCCCGUCCAGUGCGACCAAGAGGAGUCCACGGGCGAGCUGCGCUCCGUCAUCUCGUACGGCAAGCGACGUCGCCGACGCUCCACCAGCGGCGGGCACGGCCAGACGUCGCGAGAGGACCUCCUGCUCGUCCAGUCGAUCCAGAUCACCGACAAGUUCAACUUCGAGCAGCAACAGCAGCAGCAGCACAAGGCCAACAUCAGCAGCUCGUCGACGAGCUACACCCGCGACAACGUGUACGCCGACAUCGGCGAGGAUCUGUCCAGUCUGGGUGGCGGCAGCUCUAGCAUACCGACCAGCGGUCUCAUGAGCCUGUGCAUGAACCUGGGGGAGAUCAUCGUGGCCGGUACGGUAUUCCUAGUCGCUCAAAUAGCCAUCAUCGCCGCGUGGACGUUCGCUUGGCAGCGCCGCCGACAGAUACUCAAGCAUCAGGAGGCUCUGUCGGUAUCGGUCUCCGUGCCCGGCUUACACGGCUCGAGGACCGACAGCCUCUGCAAGCUCUACGACUCGGCGGCUCAUCAUCAUCAGGGUUACUCGCGCCGCUUCUGAUCGAUCGACUCUCGCCUCUCUCUAUAUGAAACGCAUAUCUAUCGCUACGACUCUUAGUCCUUCUCUGACCCAGCCCCCACCGUUGCACGAACGAAUCAACAGAAAAUAUAUUAAUAAAAGAGAGAGAGAGAGAGAGAGAGACAUGAGACUCGAUCGACAAUGUCCAGUUGUCCACGAUUCUCGACAC
This is a messenger RNA of Trichogramma pretiosum, 2467 nucleotides long. RefSeq lists its product as uncharacterized. Bases 1 to 2280 code for a protein of 759 amino acids. The record is from RefSeq and is a predicted model, not a curated record. Lineage: Eukaryota; Metazoa; Arthropoda; Insecta; Hymenoptera; Trichogrammatidae. The transcript is spliced from 6 exons.